AUGUGUAGCACAAAUUUAUAUGAUAUUAAUAUACGUGUAUAUAUAUACAGAUUAAGAUACUUCCAUUUCCAUACCAGUUUAAAUCUUCUUUUCAUCAUUAAAAAUCCAAAACGUCUCUCCUUAGAAACCCUAAAUUAUAAAAUAAAGAAUAUGAUGAAGAAUGUGAAACUCCUACUCUUCUUCAUCUCCAUCUCCCUCCUCCUGAUCGCCGUUGCUGAAGCCCAGGAUGGCCACGAGGGCCAUUCUCAUUCAAGAAACCCAAAAUGCGAAUGCUCACACGACCACGACCAAGAAAACAAAGCUGGAGCUCAGAAAUACAAGAUCGCUGCCGUUCCUUCCGUUCUAAUAGCCGGAGUAAUCGGAGUUCUAUUCCCUCUCCUCGGCAAAGUCUUCCCUUCUUUGCGUCCUGAGACACCUUUCUUCUUCGUCACCAAAGCCUUCGCUGCAGGAGUGAUCCUAUCUACAGGGUUUAUGCACGUCUUGCCUGAGGCUUACGAGAUGCUUAACUCGCCGUGCUUGACUUCAGAAGCAUGGGAUUUUCCGUUCACAGGGUUUAUUGCGAUGGUCGCUGCGAUAUUGACGUUAUCAGUGGAUACAUUUGCCACUUCGAGUUUCAAUAAAUCUCAUUGCAAUGCGUCGAAGACGAUCCCUGAUGGAGAAUCUGGCGAGCUGGUCGUUGACUCUGCCAAGGUGCAGAUGCUUCGGACAAGAGUUAUUGCACAGGUAUUGGAGCUGGGAAUAAUAGUACACUCAGUGGUAAUAGGAAUAUCACUUGGAGCUUCACAGAGUCCAGAAGCUGCGAAAGCUCUCUUUAUUGCCUUGAUGUUUCAUCAAUGCUUCGAAGGUCUUGGCCUUGGUGGUUGUAUUGCUCAGGGCAAAUUCAAGUGUUUGUCAGUAACAAUAAUGUCGACUUUCUUCGCGAUAACAACUCCAUUAGGUAUCGUUGUUGGAAUGGAAAUAGCGAAUACGUACGAUGAGUCUUCUCCAACGGCUCUGAUCGUACAGGGAGUUUUGAACGCUGCAUCCGCAGGUAUUCUCAUCUACAUGUCUCUGGUGGACCUUCUCGCAGCAGAUUUUAUGCAUCCCAAAAUGCAAUCCAACACUGGACUUCAAAUAAUGGCACAUAUUGCUCUUCUUCUUGGUGCUGGCCUCAUGUCUAUAUUGGCCAAAUGGGCAUGAUUAUUUUCUUAUUCAACACUCAACUAUUUGUUCUUUUUGUCAACCAUUUGUUCUUGUUUCUCCUUUGAUUUUUUUUUUUGAAAUCUCUUUUUUUCUGGCCCAUGCACUUCAUGUAUACAUGAGAAAAAUUAUCUGAAUUAUGUAUAGUUUAUUCAUGUCCCAGAAAAGUAAGAAGCCCUGAUUUGUUGCUUGAAUGAUGGUGACUUGUAAUGACCUUAUGUUAUAUUUAUUUGUGUGUUAUAUAACGUAUCUUACAUAUAGCUAAGUCGUAAUUAGAUUAUACUACAGUUAUUCAACUUACACAUGAUCGUAUAAAGAAACGACUUUCAGAGAGCAUCAAAUUCUGACAUCAAAAUUUCUAACUUGAUAGGUUAAGAAUUUGAUGCUCUCUGAACAACCAAUAAACCAAAUAUGCUUCUACAGUUGCAUUGGUUUUUAUUAGCUAUAUCACACACGCUAUAUAUUAGCAAGCUAUACAUCAAGAAGAGUUUGAUAAAAAAAAAUCUAAAUAACUAUAAGUUUAAAAGUGUGAAGUUGUUGAAGUAUCUGAAACCAUUACGGUAGAUACCAUUUGUCCAUAUAUUAUUUUAUCAAUUCUCAUUUUCUUGCGCUUAUUUUGCUUUUUAGUUAAGACUUUUAUAUAUCUUCUCAAAAAGCUAUUUCGAUUCUUUAUAAUUGAAUAAGUUUUUUUUAGCUAUUCAUGUUUUUUUUAAUGAAAAUGCGGGAAUACUUACCACUAUACUACAAGGACUUGUUAGCAUUCAUAAAUCAGGGCAAGACCACGUUAUAUUCCCGCAAACACAAAGAAAGUGAGAACAUGCGAAGACUUGACCGUCAUUUUUAGCUAUUCUUGUUUACAAUAUUAACACUGGUAAUACUAUUAAGGCAAUAAGUAAUAAAUGAAGAAAAAGAUUUCAAGCAUAGACUUACUAAAGUGAAAAAAGCAAACUUCAAAAAGAUUAAAAGUUCAUGAGACUCAAUAAAAAUGAUUUGAAAUCAAUCCACAAUACAAAAAACUUUAAAAUAUUUAAAAGUUCAAUAAUACUAGAUUUUUAAAACUGAAUUUAAAUCAUUCAUUGAACAACACUAGAUUUACCACUUUGGUUUACAGAGUCAAUAUGAGUCUGUAAAUGUUUGAUGUCAAAAAAAAAAAAAAAAAUUUUAAAUAUUGCUAUAAAACAAGAUACCCAACUUUAAGAAAUAGGCUAAUGAACAUACUACACUUAAAUUGGCAAUUCAGAAGCUAUAUCCGUGAAAAAAAAAGAAGUUUCAUUUCAAGGAGAUUUCUAAAGAGCCAUUAACAUAAACAGUUUUUAGAAGACUCAUUAAAUUAAAUUGAAACUUAUCCAGAGAAGUAACACACCACCUAAAAUGAACAGAAACUCUUUAAUGCAUCCUCAUAACUUUUGUUACAGUUAUAAAUAUUUCAGUAUAUUAACACAACGCCAUUUAUCGUUGACCCAAAGAUUACAUAAAUAUUUAUAACUGAUUUCUAUCUGUUUUCCAAAGUUUGAAAUGAUUUGCUCUCUUUUUCGCCAUUGUUACCGUUCCAAUACCGCGUCGGAUGAAGAAGAAUCAUCAACGAUUAAUCAGUUAUCGUUAGUUACUUACUCAGAGCGAAGCACAUAUGGGGAUUCCAAACGGUGGCGACCGUCGUUGUAUCCCAUUUUGGAGAACGACGGCGAGAGUGAUCACUUAACGGCGAAGAUCUUAUUCUCAUGUGAUAAAUCAAAGGCCAAAAAAACGACUUCGUUCAGAUACAAAUUCAAGAGAGCCUGGUAAGUCAUCACGCAUAAUCCAUAUUGUAUUCUUAAAAUCCAUAUAUUAGGUUAUACAAAAAAAUGCAUAGUCUAUCUUUUUUAGUUGCCUGACAUUCAUUUUCCUUUUAACAUUGAUUGUAAAUGAAUAUCCCUAUGAUGAGUUUACAAUAUUUUUGUAAGUUGUUGCAUAGUGUAUAUAAUUUUCUAUUUAUCAGUUUAGUUUAUGCAAAAAGGUUUACUGUUUAAUUAACAAACUAGUUAAUUAGAUGUAACGCGUGUGCAGUCACUAAUUAAGAAUUGUACGUGACCAAUAAUGGACGGUGUUUCUCCAUAUGAGAAUCAAAAUACUUGUCUAUACCAUUUAUAAGAAUGCAAACUCGAGAAUGCUCAAAAUAUUGCAAAAUGCAAACUCGGAUUCUGCAUUUUUCUUUGAGAAAAUAAAUUUAAUAUGAUUUUCAAGAAAUUAAUGAUAAAAUUGAUAGGAAUAUUGCGAUGGCGGAUAUAAGAACCUCGCCGGGAUUGUCUCCUUGUCCAGUUGCGCAUCGACUUCUAUAAUCUUAUGUUCUUUCGGUAAUGUGACAGAUAUUUAGUAUAAUGUAAAUUAGUAUUUAUUGCAUAUUUUUAUGUUCUUAAAAUGAGGUAAACGAGAUAAAUGAUUAUUGUCCAUGCUAAUGAUUUUGAGCUUAUUCAUUCUGUUUCGUGAACAUUAUUUAUAUAUUACAUUUUAUUCCAUAUCCAUUAUGAACAAUAAUCAAAUUAAUUUUUUUUAAUCUUAAUAUAUAUUAAUUGAGAAGUCAUCUAAGUCACUUUUGCUGAUAUGUCGUUCAUAUAUGAAGUUUCAGAAAAUUGUUUUAAUUUGAUUGAACGAAGAGCUUUCUAUUUCUCAUUUAUUUUAAUCAAGAGAUAAAGUAACUUAAGAACCAAUAAAUAACGCUUACCAAAUAUCAAAAACAAAAUGACAUAUAGUAACUAUUUGUAAAAUUAAAGAAAGUGUAUAUAAUCUAUCAAUUCCUUUCUAGCAAUCAAAAUAUUUAUAAAUUUUACACAACUUUAAAAAUAAUAAUUUAUUGAAAAUGAUAUAAUGACUUUACAGUUUUAUAUAAAAAUUUUAAUAUCUUUUAACAUUUAAAAAAAAUCAUAUAUUAUUUAAAAUAUUUAUAAAAUUUAUAAUUAAAUCAAAUUAAAUCCCUUCAUAAAGAUUAUAAAAUUAUUUAUGAAGAUUUAUAAAAUAACUUUUAGAGCUUUAUAAAAUCAUUUUAUAAGAUUUAUAAAUCAUUAUAAGAAUCAAAAAUCAUUUAUCCAAUAUAUACAUUAAUUGAGAAGUAAUUUAAGUGUUUUUUGCCGACAUGGUGUCCUUAUAUAUGUGAAGUUUCAGAAAACUAUUUUAAUUUGAUUGGACAAAGAUUUUUUCAUUUUUCAUUUAUUUUAAACAAAAGAUAAAGUAAUUUAAGAAUCAACAAAUAACACCUACCAGAUAUCUAACACAAAAUGACAUACAUUAACAACUUAUAAAAAAAACUAUUUAUAAAAUUAAGCAAAGUGUAUAUAAUCUCUCAUCAAUUCAUUUCUAGCAAUCAGAAUAUUUAUAUAAUUUUAUACUUUAGGAACAUAUAUAAUGACUUUACAAUUUUAUAUAAAAUUUAUAAUAUAUUUUACAGUUUUUAUAAAAUCAUUUAUACAAUUUAUAAUAUCAUUUUUUAAAAUUUAUAAUAUUAUUGUUUUUAAAAAUUAAAUCCGCUAAAUAGAUUGUAGAGUUACUUAUGAAGAUUUAUAAAUAAUUAUAAGAGUCUUAAAUAAUUAAUUUAAAAUAAAAAAAUCAUUUAUAAGAAUUUAUGAAUUAUUAUUAACGCUUUCAAAAUCAUUUAUAACAGCUUAAAUCAUCUUAUAAUCACAUAAAUGUACACUUAUAAGAGUUUAUAUUUAUCAUAUAAACACUUAUUAAACAUAAGUUAAUAACUUGAUAUUUUUUGUACAAUUUAUAAGAGUAUAUAAAUUAUUUAUAAGUAAAAAAUAAAGUAAUUUUGGCUUUAUAAACACUUAAGAUUAUAAAAAAGGAACAAAGUUAACAUCAUACAUUUAAAAGAAUGUAAAACCUACCAAAUCAAAAAUAAUUGAACACUUCUACUUUUAUAUUGACACAAAAAUAUAUUUUAAUUAAAAUAAAAAUCAUAAAAUAAAUUAAAAUCUAUAUAUAUUUUUUCUUUCAUAAAUUUUGAAAUGAAAAUAAAUUAUAUCUAUUUCCCCCUAAAUAUCUCCUUAUUUUCAUCAUAAUUACCAACUCUUAUAUGAAAAUUAAAUUAUCACUUAAUUAUUAAUUAUGUAUUUAUCUAAACUAUAGUGUUAAGAAUUUUUCUCUUAUAUGAUAGUCACUAUUUUAUUUCUUUGAUUUUGAUGAAAUACUAUAAUUUAAUGGACACCAAUUACUUUAAUGGUAAGAGCUAAUAUCUAUUUAAAAUUUAACUUUUAUAUAUUUAUAUAUUUACAUUUAAAAAUCUGACAUUAAGCAAUUUUAUUAUUUUUAUAUCUUAUUGGUAAAAUAAUGGAUGUUGGUGAGCUUACAACAGUCAAUUCAUUCCUAUAUGAAACUUAAUUUAUGUUUAUAUUUUCAUAUCUUUUUAGUAUGAUUAUGCAGAAGCAACAUAUUAUGAAUAAUAUAUAUAUAUAUUUUUUUAAUUUUAUCAUAAUUUAAAAGUACUAAAGAGAGCAGCUCCAAUUAAUUUUAAAAUGAUAAGUUGCAAUAUUAUAUAACAUAUAAACUUAAUUUUUAUUUUUUAAAAAUAGAACAUAUGUCUAAUUUUGCUAUAGUUGUCAAUAAAAUAUACUUUAGUUAAUUGCAUUUAUUUUUUUCAAAAUAAUAAAAUGGUUACAUAUAUAAAAUAUCGUUUUCAAUAAUAAUUAAAAAAUAAAAAUUGUAGAUAUUUUUUUUUAAAGAAAGUUUUACUUUGACAAAAAUAUAAUAUAUACAUUGUCCAUAAAAUAUUUAUAUCCUCGAAAUCGUGGGCAAACACCUAGUAUACUUUAAACAAGCAAACAAAUAAAAAAAAUCAUUGCAAACAACAUUUAACUCAAAUCACAAAGAAUGAUUUUGAUAGUUCUAUAUAAGUUAACAAACAAAAUUCAUUGAGAUAAUUUAAAUAGGAAAUUACCAAGAGUGUUCAUCAACAAAAGCAUAAAUAUUGUGAAACUAAACAAAAAGAUACUUGAUUAACAUAGAAAUCGUAUAAUUAAUGCAAAUCACUAAA
Messenger RNA from Brassica napus (rape), 6181 nucleotides. RefSeq names its product zinc transporter 3-like. NCBI's taxonomy places the organism in Eukaryota, Viridiplantae, Streptophyta, Magnoliopsida, Brassicales, Brassicaceae. Gene Ontology annotation, cellular component: plasma membrane. Gene Ontology annotation, biological process: zinc ion transmembrane transport. Gene Ontology annotation, molecular function: zinc ion transmembrane transporter activity. The transcript has 3 exons. The record is from RefSeq and is a predicted model, not a curated record. The coding region runs from base 1 to 1179 and encodes 392 amino acids.